AUUCAACACGAAGAAGCGCUCUUGGCGUGUGUUUAGAAAAUUUGCCAACUUUUUAAAUACCGCCAAAUACCGGCUCUAUAAAUUUUAUUAUCCCGCUCUGUAAUUUUUUUAAACCGACAGCCGCACCAAAAGUGACAUCAGUAGCUGUGAGUUUUUUUAACAUUGGUAUAAGUUUAAGGUUCAAAUAUUCUAAAUAGCCUGAAAAUGGGCGAUAAGGGUGAUGCAGAAACAUUUGAUGACGCAGUCGAAGAAAGAGUUAUCAAUGAGGAAUAUAAAAUAUGGAAAAAAAAUACACCUUUUCUCUACGACUUGGUAAUGACCCAUGCUUUGGAAUGGCCCUCUCUUACAGCCCAGUGGUUACCAGACGUUACUCGCCCAGACGGAAAAGAUCAUUCUAUACACCGUUUAAUUCUUGGGACUCACACUUCUGAUGAACAAAAUCAUCUACUAAUUGCUAGUGUUCAAUUACCAAAUGAAGAUGCCCAAUUUGAUGCUUCACAUUAUGAUAACGAAAAGGGAGAAUUUGGAGGAUUUGGAUCAGUUUCUGGUAAAAUCGAAAUUGAAAUAAAAAUAAACCAUGAAGGUGAAGUAAAUAGGGCCCGUUACAUGCCUCAAAAUCCAUGUGUCAUAGCCACAAAAACGCCAUCCAGCGAUGUUCUAGUUUUCGACUACACCAAACAUCCCAGCAAACCUGAUCCAAGUGGAGAAUGUCACCCAGAUCUCAGACUUAGAGGCCAUCAAAAAGAAGGAUAUGGUCUCUCUUGGAAUCCAAACUUAAAUGGCUACCUUCUAUCUGCUAGUGAUGAUCACACAAUCUGUCUCUGGGAUAUAAACGCCACGCCCAAAGAAAACAGAAUUAUCGAUGCGAAAACUGUAUUUACUGGACAUACAGCUGUUGUAGAAGAUGUAGCUUGGCAUUUAUUACAUGAAAGUCUCUUUGGAUCAGUAGCAGAUGAUCAGAAAUUAAUGAUUUGGGAUACCAGAUGCAACAACACCAGCAAACCUUCCCACACAGUUGACGCUCACACAGCAGAAGUCAAUUGUCUAAGCUUCAAUCCCUAUUCUGAGUUUAUCCUGGCAACUGGUAGUGCUGAUAAGACUGUAGCUUUAUGGGAUUUACGAAACUUAAAAUUGAAGCUUCACAGUUUCGAGUCGCACAAAGAUGAAAUAUUCCAAGUACAAUGGUCGCCCCAUAAUGAGACAAUCUUGGCCUCCUCCGGAACUGAUAGAAGACUUCAUGUAUGGGACUUGAGCAAAAUUGGUGAAGAGCAAAGCCCUGAAGAUGCCGAAGACGGCCCACCAGAAUUGCUGUUUAUUCAUGGAGGCCACACAGCUAAAAUUUCUGAUUUCAGUUGGAAUCCCAACGAACCCUGGGUUAUUUGCUCCGUUUCUGAAGAUAAUAUCAUGCAAGUUUGGCAGAUGGCUGAGAAUAUUUAUAAUGAUGAGGAACCUGAACAACAAGCUUCAGAUAUUGAGACUACGGCGAGUUAAAAUAUUUACAAAUUUAAUGUUUUGUCUAAGUUAUUACCUGUCUCAGUUUAGAUUUCGAUAUAAUUAGGAUUAAGUUUGUAACAAAAAAUAUAAAUUUUUAAAUAUAAAAAAACUUUUUUUUGAACAACCAGCAUAAAUAAUUUCUGUGAAAUUAGAUGCAUUUUUGGCAGUUCUGUAGCUCAGCUCUACAGCACUUAUAUGGACCAGCCGCCACUUUUAUAUUUUUGUAUUGUCACCCCCUAUAGUUAGAUACCAGAGU
Molecule: messenger RNA, 1750 nt
Organism: Psylliodes chrysocephalus
Lineage: Eukaryota; Metazoa; Arthropoda; Insecta; Coleoptera; Chrysomelidae
Source: the annotation of a GenBank genome assembly